This is a messenger RNA of Fulvia fulva, 1068 nucleotides long. RefSeq names its product D-xylulose reductase A. NCBI's taxonomy places the organism in Eukaryota, Fungi, Ascomycota, Dothideomycetes, Mycosphaerellales, Mycosphaerellaceae. The record is from RefSeq and is a predicted model, not a curated record. Gene Ontology annotation, molecular function: zinc ion binding; L-iditol 2-dehydrogenase (NAD+) activity. The transcript has 2 exons. The coding region runs from base 1 to 1068 and encodes 355 amino acids. Gene Ontology annotation, biological process: D-sorbitol catabolic process.
AUGGGCCAACAAAACCCAUCCUUCGUUCUCGAGAAAGCCGGCCAUGUAAAGUACGAAGACCGACCGAUUCCCACCCUCACUUCCCCUUACGAUGUCCUCAUCAACGUCAAAUACACCGGCAUCUGCGCUUCCGAUGUCCACUACUGGGUGCACGGCGAGAUCGGCCACUUUGUUGUCAAGUCUCCCAUGGUCCUUGGCCAUGAGAGCAGCGGUGUAGUCUCCAAGGUCGGAGAUGGGGUCAGGAGCUUGAAAGUGGGCGACAGGGUCGCAAUGGAACCAGGCAUUCCUUGCCGUCGUUGUGUGCGUUGUAAAGACGGUAAAUACAACCUCUGUCCGGACAUGGCAUUCGCUGCAACUCCACCAUUUGAUGGAACACUGGCCAAGUACUAUGCCCUGCCGGAGGACUUUUGCUAUAAGCUGCCGGAGAGCGUGUCGCUAGAGGAAGGUGCCCUGUUGGAGCCGCUGAGCGUCGGUGUGCAUAUCACGAGACAGGCGGGCGUUCGCCCCGGGCACAAGGUCGUCGUCUUCGGUGCUGGGCCUGUUGGGCUGUUGUGCUUAGCAGUCGCGAAGGCAUUCGGAGCUUCAAAGCUCGUCUCCGUGGACAUCAACGAGGAGAGGCUUCAAUUCGCCAAGAAGUAUGCUGCAACACACACCGUUGUCUCGCAGCGAGAGUCAGCUCAGGACUCAGCAGCGCGAAUCAUCAAGGAGACUGAUCUUGGAGAAGGUGCGGACAUUGUGAUUGAUGCUAGUGGAGCGGAGCCAGCGAUCCAGACGAGCAUCCAUCUGCUGCGGAUAGGUGGCACGUAUGUGCAGGGCGGCAUGGGUAAAGCAGAUAUCACUUUCCCCAUUGGCGCCAUGUGCAGCAAAGAGCUCAACGUGAAGGGCAGCUUCAGAUAUGCCGGUGGUGACUACGCCUUGGCACUGGAGUUGAUCACCACCGGGCGAGUUGAUGUCAAGCAGCUGAUUUCCGGCAAGGUGAAGUUCACCGACGCUGAGAAGGCGUUUAGUGAUGUAAGGGCUGCAAAGGGUAUCAAGACGCUGAUAGAAGGAGUUGAAGACGAUGCAUAG